Caenorhabditis elegans is the source of this 1570-nucleotide messenger RNA. It is a transcript of the gene T28C12.2, whose product is annotated as Major facilitator superfamily (MFS) profile domain-containing protein. The record is from RefSeq and is marked reviewed. Gene Ontology annotation, molecular function: transmembrane transporter activity. Gene Ontology annotation, biological process: transmembrane transport. The coding region runs from base 12 to 1469 and encodes 485 amino acids. Gene Ontology annotation, cellular component: membrane; vacuole. The transcript has 8 exons. Lineage: Eukaryota; Metazoa; Nematoda; Chromadorea; Rhabditida; Rhabditidae.
AUCGUCGAGAAAUGACGGAUUCAGUUGGGCCAUCGGUGGACAAAAAGAAAGAGGCUGAAAUGUCCGCUGGGAGAAUAUUGAAUGAAAAACAGACUGAUUGGAAGUCAAUGUGGAUUUGUAUAUUUCUUCAAUUUAUUGUUGGAGUUCAAAUUUCUGUAUACUACAUGUCAAUGUGGCCAUACUUGAGCGGGCUUGACAAAACUGCAGAUGUAGAUUUUCUGGGCUGGAUAGUUGCUGCAUGCAGUAUUGGAUGCACAAUUUCAAAUCCAAUUUACGGAUUCUGGAACCAGAAGACAAUGUCUGUGAAAUGGCCAGCUAUAACUGGUUUCCUUAUUGCUGCAGUUGGUCAAGUAUGGUAUGGUCUUUUGACAGUUGCCACAAAUGUCAAAUGGCUAAUGCUCUUCGCCCGUUUCUUCACUGGUCUCGGAGUUGGAAACAUUGCAGCUCUUCGUGUUUAUGCGGCAACUGCAUCCACACCGAAGGAUAGAAUGAGAGCAAUUUCUUUUGGAACAGGAGGAUUCGUGCUUGGAAUUUCAUUUGGGCCUGUUAUUUCGGCAGUAUUCACCCCUCUCGGAGCUUAUGGAAUUUCAAUUGGACCUAUUGUAUUCAAUAUGUUCACUGUUGUUGCAUACCUUAUGGCUUUAAUAUGCUUCUUGUCAUGUGUAGUCAUCUAUUUUCUUUUCGAAGAAAGUUACGCUGGAAUUGUUACGAAAGAAGAGAAAGCGAAUGACGAUUUGGUUGUUCCAAUGUUUGAUAUCCCAAGUGCAAUUAUUUGCAUUUAUCUUUUUAUGAUUGUCAACAUUAUCGCAACCAAUGUGGAAGUAAUGUCAACACCAUUGACCACUGUUUUAUACGAUUGGAAGGAUAGUGAUUCGAUUUUGUAUAAUGGAAUUACAUUGGCCUUGAGUUGUAUUAUUUCAGUAAUCUUCCAUGUGUUAUUGGGUGCAAGUAGAAUUGGAAAAAUUGACAAGAGGAAUCAAAUGUUGAUCGGAAUUUUCGUAUUUCUGUUGUACCAGGCAUUCAUGUAUCCAUGGGGAUUCUACUCGGGACCACUGAACUUCUUGCCUCCAGGUGUUGAAACUACCGAAGUGGGAGGAUGCUUGGUAGAAUAUCAUUGGUGUCAGGAAACUACCAGGGUCCCACUGUCCGUGUAUCUUUUCUGUUUUAUUGUAUUCUUUGGAGUUGCAUUUCCAUUUGUGGAGACACCGUCCGCGGCACUUUAUUCGGAAGUUCUUGGUCCAAGGAAACAAGGCACGAUGCAGGGAUUUUUCUCACUCGGUGGAAGUAUUGCUCCAGUUAUUGCUUCUAUUUCUUCAACAGCGAUCUUCAAAUAUACGGGUUAUCGCUACGUUAUUGUACUUCAAUCAGUAUUUCUUCUCGUUGGAGCGGCACUCAUUUUAAUAUUUUACAAGAGACUUGUCCCAUUGAAAGUUAUUAAAAAGUCAGAAGAUGAGAAGAUUUCCAAUUGAAUGAUAAUUAUAGCGUUUUAAAUUGUUGAUUUUAGUGUUUUCUAAUUUGUUGAAUUUUUGAGUCUUCAAUAUAAUAUAAUGUAAUAAAAUCACAUUUGUUU